Messenger RNA from Adelges cooleyi (spruce gall adelgid), 2031 nucleotides. RefSeq names its product mediator of RNA polymerase II transcription subunit 6 (gene MED6). Gene Ontology annotation, molecular function: transcription coactivator activity. Gene Ontology annotation, cellular component: core mediator complex; mediator complex. Gene Ontology annotation, biological process: regulation of transcription by RNA polymerase II. Bases 176 to 988 code for a protein of 270 amino acids. The transcript is spliced from 5 exons. NCBI's taxonomy places the organism in Eukaryota, Metazoa, Arthropoda, Insecta, Hemiptera, Adelgidae. The record is from RefSeq and is a predicted model, not a curated record.
GGCAGUCGCCACUCUUUUCUAAAAAUUGAAAUUAGAAGAUAAAAUUUAAUAGUAAAAAUUAAAAAUGUUUAUUGUUUAGUUAAAAGGAAAAUUUGUGGACUCACGUCUCAGAGUCAAUUUUUGUGCCGAUUCUUUAUGUAUAAAUAGUAGAUUGAUAUUUGUAUAUUUCGAUAUAAUGCUACCAGGAAGAGGAGUAGGUUGUUUGCCAGAUAACCCUUUGGGCGUAUCGUGGCAUGACACCAACUGGAUUCCAAUAUUGAAUUCCAACAAUGUCUUGGACUAUUUUUCUGAACGAAGUAAUCCUUUUUACGAUCGAAGUUGCAACAAUGAAGCAAUUAAAAUGCAGCGGCUUAGUAUGGAUAAUUUAAGCAAUAUGGUCGGGUUAGAAUAUUGUCUUCUUCACGUACAAGAGCCAAUUUUGUAUGUUGUACGCAAACAGCAUAGACAUUCUCCGACUCAUUCUAUACCUAUUGCUGAUUAUUAUAUUAUUGCCGGAACAGUAUAUCAAGCUCCAGAUCUCAUGUCAUUCAUUAACUCUCAUAUGAUGUCAUCUGCAUAUCAUUUAGAAACUGCUUUUGAAGAACUAAAUUCAUUGGCUAGGUUUCAUCCGUCAAAGGGUUAUUCUUGGGAAAACCGUAGACCUGGGACUAGUGCAGUUACUGCUCCUCCGCCGUCUCCGGUAAAAGCUUCUGGCAAAAGAGACGUCGAAGAAACAAGUUCCCAAUUCCAAAGGCUGAGAGUGGAUAUGUUAUUGGUUGAGUUAACUAGAAAAUUUCCCUUGCCAUUACCUCAAGCACUUGCACCGGCACCAUCAAAUAAUGCAAAUAUACCUAACCCACCAAUGGGUGAUGUAAAUAAAGUAGAAGUGAAAAAAGAAAUAAAACAAGAAAAUGUACAAGACGUUAAUGUAAAACAAGAAUUUUCAACUACCAAUUCUUUAUCUCCACCUAUGAGGCCACCUCCAGAAAAAAAAUUCAAGCCUGCGUGAUAGAUCAUUAUUUUUGAUUUUUAUAUUUAUUUAUAAUUAAGCAUUGAGUACUUUUUCAACUAGCUCGCUUAGACAUUUUAAUUUAAAAAUUAAUUAUAUAUGUAUAUAUAAUUUCUAAAAUUUUAUUAGAGUUUUAAAAGUUAAGUUUUAAAAUAUAAAAAAAAAAAAAUGUUUGUAUUUUAAUUAUUUAUAAUAAGUAGUAAUUUUUUUAUGUGCUUAUGUUAAGCGUAAUAAAUAUUAAGGGGAUUGCAUGCAGACUGCUUUUAAGGAGUUUUGCGUAGGCAAUAUUUAAGAAAAAAAGAGGUUUUAAUAAAUUUCGACCCUGUCAAUUAAUUUACUGUUUAAUUUGUAUAAGCUUCAAGGUAUUAUUUUUAAUUUAAAUAAUUGCCUCUAUGAAUAAAAGCUAUUUUAGUUUAUUUUAGACCAAAAAGCCAGACAAAAUUUCAACUACAUAGGAUAUGGUACAAUUUCAAUUUUGUAAAAAGAUUCGAGUUCUUUGGUCGAAAUUUUGGCUUUUUGUUCUAAAACAGCAAGAAAACAGACAUAUGCAAUCCUCCUUUAGUAAAGUAACAUAUUUUUUUUAAAAUGAUCUGAGAAAGUAAUUUGUUUGAUACUGAUUCAAAUUUGCUUUAAUCUAAAUUAUUUUUAAAUACCAAAUCAGCCAUCAUAACGCAAGCUGCGACUGAUCAUUUGCUUAUCGAAAAAAAAAAUAUUGUUAAUAUUUCAAUUGUAGCUUUUAAAUAUUUUCUAUAGAAAAUUAUACAUAAUUGACCCGAAUCUAAAAUGAAUUUACACAGACUGGUUGUAUUAAAUAUUUUAUUUCCUUUAUGUAAGGAAAAGCAGGAGACUUUCUUACACUAUUUGCAAAAUUUAACGAGUGCAUGUAUAUAUUGUAUGGUGGUAGUUAAUGGUUACCUUAUGGAGGACCAGUCAACAUCAAUUAUUUAAUUAAAUCUUGAUAGUUUCAAUUUGUUUUAUGUUAAAUUAAAUAUUAUUAAAAUAUUACUAUUAAAUUAAUACUAGAUUUCUGAAAUAAAAUUGUG